Messenger RNA from Dovyalis caffra, 1524 nucleotides. The record is from the annotation of a GenBank genome assembly. NCBI's taxonomy places the organism in Eukaryota, Viridiplantae, Streptophyta, Magnoliopsida, Malpighiales, Salicaceae.
AUGGCCUGCUCAGCUUCAGACUUAGCUCCUCUCCUCUCCGCCACUAUAAACUCUACACAAGCCGCCACCUACUUAUGCUCCCAGUUCACCAGCAUAGCCAACCAGCUCUCUGACACAACCUAUGCAGUCAACAACACUUACCUCCUUUUCUCUGCCUACCUAGUCUUUGCUAUGCAACUUGGCUUUGCCAUGCUUUGUGCAGGCUCUGUGAGGGCCAAGAACACCAUGAACAUAAUGCUUACUAACGUUCUCGAUGCUGCUGCUGGUGGCCUUUCUUACUAUCUCUUUGGCUAUGCUUUUGCCUUCGGCUUUCCUAGCAACGGCUUCAUUGGCCGCCAUUUCUUUGGUUUGAGAGACUUUCCUUCUUCUCAAGCUGACUAUAGUUUCUUCCUUUAUCAAUGGGCUUUUGCUAUAGCUGCUGCUGGCAUCACUAGUGGCUCCAUUGCUGAGAGAACCCAAUUCGUUGCUUACCUUAUAUACUCCACCUUUUUAACUGGCUUCGUUUACCCCGUUGUUUCACAUUGGUUUUGGUCCGGUGAUGGUUGGGCCAGUCCAGUUAAAUCCGAUAAUAAUCUUUUAUUCGGUUCGGGUGCGAUCGACUUUGCCGGUUCAGGCGUGGUUCACAUGGUUGGAGGUAUUGCUGGCUUGUGGGGUGCUCUCAUAGAAGGCCCACGCAUCGGCAGGUUUGACCGGAGCGGUCGGUCCGUCGCAUUACGCGGUCAUAGCGCUUCUUUAGUGGUGCUCGGUUCGUUUUUGUUAUGGUUCGGGUGGUACGGGUUCAAUCCGGGUUCUUUUUUGACGAUCUUGAAAAGCUAUGGUCAAAGUGGAGGGUACUAUGGUCAAUGGAGUGCUGUAGGAAGGACAGCUGUCACUACAACAUUGGCUGGGUGCACAGCUGCCCUUACUACCUUGUUUGGCAAAAGACUAUUAGUUGGUCACUGGAAUGUAAUUGAUGUUUGUAACGGUUUAUUAGGGGGUUUUGCUGCAAUCACCGCAGGGUGCUCCGUGGUAGAACCAUGGGCUGCAAUCAUAUGUGGCUUCGUUGCUUCUUGGGUUUUGAUUGGGUGUAAUAAGCUCGCAGAGAAACUAAAAUAUGAUGACCCACUAGAGGCGGCCCAAUUGCACGGAGGAUGCGGCACGUGGGGGUUACUGUUCACCGGGCUGUUCGCGAAGGAGGCGUACGUGAACGAGGUUUAUCCGAACAAGGCGGGGCGGGCAUACGGGCUGUUCAUGGGUGGUGGUGGGAAGCUAUUGGCGGCCCAGAUCAUCCAGAUCUUGGUGAUAUCAGGGUGGGUCACGGCAACAAUGGGCCCACUGUUCUAUGGGCUUAACAAGUUGAAGCUGUUGAGGAUAUCAAGUGAGGAUGAGAUGGCAGGCAUGGAUAUGACAAGGCACGGAGGGUUUGCUUAUGCGUACAAUGAUGAGGAUGAUCCAUCAGGAAAGCCACCUUCGUUUUUGAUGAGAAGGGUUGAGCCUACUAAUGAAACCACACCUGAUCAAAACUCACCAGUUAUCAGUGUCUGA